Messenger RNA from Brassicogethes aeneus, 381 nucleotides. NCBI's taxonomy places the organism in Eukaryota, Metazoa, Arthropoda, Insecta, Coleoptera, Nitidulidae. The record is from the annotation of a GenBank genome assembly.
AUGAAGAACACCUCAACUGGGGCUCCAGCAAUAAAAUUUGAAUAUUUUGAUCAAUUCAAUGAUAUGUUUGGUAAAAAGCCCAACAUUACUCCUAUUGCAAUUGCAUCAUCGAGUAAAGGAAAUGAAAGAAAGGAUAGCACUGAAAUAGAAGAGUCAACAAACGCCAUUCCAAUAUUUGGUGAUGACAAAACCAAAGGGAAGUGCCAACCAAAAUUAAAAAAAAGAAAAACCAAAGCAGACAGAUUUUUGGAACAUAUGGAAAGUAUGUCAGAAAAAAGAGAAGACAGUAAGAAACCAAGACAUGACGAGAUGAUAGCCAUGCAAAGAAAAACUACAAAAAUAUUUGCCCAAAAAAUGGACAAAUUGAUUAACAAACUAUAA